GAGUGUUCGUGCAGUUAGUGUUGGUAUCCCCGACGUUUGGAUGAAGCUUUUUCGACGAGCCAUUCGUGUGUAGUGGUUGGAGUUGUUAUAGAAUACAAUAGACGUAAAACUUAUUAGUUUGUAAAGGUAAUUGAUUUGUUCCCUUGGUCUGCAAGUUCCAACACAUUGAUUGAAGAUUUGCAGGCUAACUCUGAACAUGGUAGGCACAAGGGUAUAUGUCGGAGGACUUCCAUAUGGUGUCAGGCAGAAGGACCUCGAACGAUUUUUCAAAGGUUAUGGUCGAAUUCGUGAAAUUCUCCUCAAGAAUGGCUAUGGAUUUUGUGAAUUUGAUGAUUACCGUGAUGCUGAUGAUGCUGUGUAUGAAUUGAAUGGAAAGGAAUUACUUGGAGAAAGAGUCUCUGUAGAGAAAGCGCGUGGUACACCGCGCGGGAGUGACAUGUGGCGAGAUUGGAGUAGAAGUCGAGGCCCUCCCCCGCGAAGGCGGAGCCGCGAUCGGGCCAAGGAUAUGGAUGUCUAUUAUCAUGACAGGUAUGGACCACCAACAAGAACUGAGUAUCGCUUGAUUGUGGAAAAUCUUUCUAGCAGAAUAAGCUGGCAGGAUCUGAAGGAUUUCAUGAGACAGGCUGGAGAAGUUACAUAUGCUGAUGCUCACAAACAGCGUCGAAAUGAAGGGGUGGUAGAGUUUGCGUCAUAUUCUGACAUGAGGAAUGCACUUCAAAAGUUAGAUGACACAGAACUUAAUGGCCGUCGUAUCCGUCUAAUUGAAGAUACACAUUCGAGUAGAGGCAGACGGUCCCGUUCGUCUAGUUCGCGGUCUAGGUCUCCUUCGCGUUCCAGAUCACGUCGUCGCAGCAGGACACGUUCAAGAUCCAGGAGCCGUGGUAGUCGUUCAAGGAGUCAUUCUAAAUCAAAGUCUGUUGGCCGUUACAAAUCGCCAUCUCGUUCAAAGUCAAGAUCACGCUCAAAAUCAAAGUCCCGUUCAAAGUCAAGAUCACGCUCAAAAUCGGAGGAGCGGUUUGAUGUAAAGGCAAAAUCGCGGUCACCGUCGAGCUCGGGGUCUCGUUCAGAGACUAGACAGAGAUCUAAAUCAAGAUCUUUAUCGAGACCAGAGAUGGAGGAGAUGGAUGGUGAGUCUGGUGAGAAGUCUCCUUCAAGAUCACCCAGCAGGGAUGGGAGCAAAUCGCCCAAGUCCACCCGUGGGUCUGAAUCCCCCAAGAGAAGUGGUUCAGAGUCACCUGAUGAAAAAGCCGAUGAUGAGUAAGAGUUCAUUGCUGGUGUUCUCUUGUGGAGGAUGACAGUGCAGAUAGACUCUGUAAAUUUAUAUUCAGUAUUGGAUAUUGAAAAUCUGAAUAUUGCAGAAAAAAUUCCGCCUGUGAAAAUAAAGUUCCAGUGAUUGAUGUGCAAGUACACACAGGGGAAGGUAAUUAAAACAAAAAUGACAUUAGGUAACCCUGGAGUGAGUACUGUACACAAAAGGGUACAAAAUGUUGUGGUGUCUCUUGUGUAGUAUGUGAGCUCUGAACUGUUUCAAAGUUUGGUAUUCAGAAUUUCCCACUGCAAGUAAAUAUUCAUCAUGCAAGAGUGAAAAGUGUUUUUACACAUCUAAUUAAGUGGUUUGUAAAAAUUACUUUUAAAAACCAGGAUAGACAGAAACAAUUCCUCUUGUGUAAGGCCGAUCUUAAUGCUGAGAGAAAGAGAGAGAGAGAGAGAGAGAGAGAGAGAGAGAGAGAGAAUUUUACAAUAGACUGUAUACUGCUUGGUCCUUUGCCCUGCCGGCCGGAGCGGCCGAGCGGUUCUAGGCGCUACAGUUUGGAACCGCAUGACCGCUACGGUUGCAGGUUCGAAUCCUGCCUCGGGCAUGGAUGUGUGUGAUGUCCUUAGGUUAGUUAGGUUUAAGUAGUUCUAAGUUCUAGGGGACUAAUGACCACAGCAGUUGAGUCCCAUAGUGCUCAGAGCCAUUUGAACCUUUGCCCUGUUAUGUGUGAGCCCAAAAUAACAUUCUAGAAGCAUUCAACAUUAAAACAUUUACCUACUUCCUAAGUACAGGGUAAAAUGUGUAGCACAAAUAGCACUAUACAGGGUGUUUCAAAAUGAACAUACUGAUUUUAAUGCGUUGUAGCAUUUAUUAUUAUGUUAAACUUACAAUUGUGAAUAACACACAAAAUGAAAGAGCAACUCCCAAACAAUUUUGUUUGUACACCUGUGCGUAAUGGGAAGAGUAUGGAAUGACAGAGUGACUGAAAAACGAGUGCGAGACUUUCACACUUAGCCCAAGAAAUAUCCCCGCAGAAAGUUUAUGGGUGGCAAAUCAACUGUAACUGAUGUUCCUUAUCUUGAUGUGCUACAGCUAUGACCCGUGCCUCAAUGGGAAGAAGCAGAACAACACAUCUUUAUUUGGGAGCAAGAUGGUGUGCCGCCUCACUGGUAUAACUCAGUAUGCGACUGGUUAAACAAUGUUGUAUCUGACUGGUGGACUGGGUGAAAGAGGCCAGUUGACACAGCAUUUUUAUGCAUGACCUUCAUGUUCACACACAUGUUCAUUAGUAUGUUCAUUAGUAUGUUCAUUAGUAUGUUCAUUAGUAUGUUCAUUAGUAUGUUCAUUAGUACGUUCAUUAGUAUGUACCUCAGAUACCAGCUGAUCUAUCCGAUGUUAGACACAGUGUUAUUGCAAUACUUACUCCUGAUACAUCGAUAAAGGUAUCUGAACAACUUGCCUAUCGGCUCGAUAUGUGUUUGGUGCUCACACUGAGUAAUUGUAAGAGAAACUGUUUUUCUCUUUCAUUCGGUGUAUUAUUUAUAAUUGUAAGGUGAAUGUAAUACGUGCUACAAAGCCUUGAAACCUGUAUAUUCAUUUUGAAACACUCUGUACUAUUAGAAUUGAUUUGCUGGACAUUUCAUAGUGUUAAAAUAUUUCCCAGUGCUGAAAUACUGCUACCUUUAUAAUUGCCAUGAGACUGAUAUUCAGUCUUAAAUAGUUUUUUUUAUAGGGUUAAAAUCCCUCAUUUACUUUGUCAUUGAUAUUGCAGCAAGUCAAGCGGUAGGGGUCACUCACCAUCCAAUUGUAGUUCUCGAGUGCCCCAUGCUCGCUAUACUUGAAAAAAUAGAACACAAUUUAACCUCUGUACCUGUGCCCUCAUUUCUGUAUUCUGUCAUAUUCUUCUCAUGGCCAACUGGUGAAUGUUAGAAUGUAGUUUACUGUUCCAGAAAAUUGUACAUAAUAGCAAUGAAAUUUACACAUUGACUAGUGUAUUUGGCCACUGGAGUAUCUUGUAUACUACGUGUGUGCUGCAAAACAAUUUGGUGUUGGUUAUCAUGAAGUUAGUCCUACAAUCCAAAGACAUCACUGUAUCAUAUUUCUAUGUUUGUUUGCUACCUUGAAUUUUAAAACUUACACUGAAUGUAGACAUCACAUGUUUGAUGUAAAGUAGUAUUAUCACAGAAUGAAAGUUUCGAGCCUAAGCAUUUGUGCUUUAAGCUGUAGGAAAUUCAUUGGUCAAAGGUCCAAGCAUUAUAAAAAUGUCAAAUUCUUAGAAACAAGUUGUGCUGUGUGUUUUAUUUUUUGAAAAUGUCUGUAUUCAUACAAAAUGUGUGUAAUGUUAAUAGUUAACAUUUUCCAACAUUAACAUUAUGUUGAAUACCAAGACAGUGAUAGAGAUGACUGACUGUAGUCUGGUGUCUAAUUUUAAUUACUUAAUGAAAAUCAUGAAGUUCGAUUACAUAGUGUCUCAUACCGGUAUGCAAUUUGAUAUUUUAAAGUUAUGACUUAGACAGCUUCUUGAGUAAAUGUUGUUUGUACAGGCAAAGGUGAAUAAAAUUUUACAGCAGCAGCAGAACUCUUACAGUGUGGAAUUAAGAUACGUGUUUCUGGAAGUGACAAAACAAUGUAAAAGUGAGAAAUAUAGCCACUGGUAGCUACACAUAGUUCGGUGUUAGUUGACUUUGACACUGUGUGUUUUUGUGGACAGAUAGAGACUGCAUAGUUUUUCAGUCAAGAAGUUGAAGUUCUCCGACGUUACAUGUGAAUGAAUCCCCUUACUGCAUUGUAAGUGUCAGACAUAAAAGUGGUAAAAUGAAAGAUAGAGAUUGAUUGAAUGUGGUGAUAUAUUCUUGUAAAAAGUUUUUGUGUCAACUUUUGGACUUGAUUUCAUGAGACUGUGAUGUGACUGAUGUCAGGGUCAUUUGACUAUUGCAUAUGAAGAGAAUAAGUUACAACAGAAGUGAGAAAUUAGUACUCAUAAACUUGAUCUCACUGCAGAAUUACAGGCCUGUACUUUAGUAUUGCAUUGUGAAGAUUGUUUAAAUUGGAACCAACGUAUUUCCAAAACAUUACUUUACAGUGAGUCAAGAUUGAAGUUUGUGGAAUUUGCUGCUUCUGUAUAGACAUAUGGAGUGCAGUGUGUAGAUUUAAAAUUGUGGAGUUACAGCGUAACUCUUAAGUUGUGAAAGAAGAAACCUGUUCGUGAAGUUUAACUGGUGUUGUAUACUCAUUUGUUUCCUGUAAGACUAAUAAUGGAAGUUGACUUUCCAGAUGUUUAAGUUAAAAAUUGAAAGAGAUCACUAAAUUUACAAUCAAAUUGAUUGUAUACUUAGAAUAGGAAACUGAUCAGUAAAUUAGAGCUUCAAUUGAGGUGUGAAAAUUUAGUGUAUUUUUGUGGAAUUGGUUGAAGACAUUGUUGGGGAGAAGGUGACACCUUCUCCAAACCAUCUGCAGGGGUCUCAUUUAUUAGAAAAUUCAGAUAUUGCACCUGUUAAAUGAAAGGAGCAACUUUAAAGAAAUGAAGGUGCAGUUUCUGCUAUUGCAUUUAAUGACUAGUGUAUCUUCCAUGUUACACAGUGUUGUAACAUUAGAUGUUUUGUAUCCUAAAACUGUGAUGAGUGGUGGUGUUUGUUCAGAAAUCUGUUACUUUCAAAGAUCUGCUACCUGGUAAAAAGAAAGCAAGUUCCAACUACAAGCAAGGCCCUUGAUUGAUACAUGGUCUCUAGUAUAGCAUUCAUUCAUUUCAUCCCUCCUCCACACACCACCUAUUCCCCCACAUGCAUCCCCUCCUUUCAGUUCCUCCGUAAACCCCCCUCCCCCCUCUCCAAUAUUCUGCCACACUCGUCCUCCAUUACACACUCAGCUUCCUUGUUAAGGCAGCAAGGCAGUAUUUUUCUGUUACAUUUAGGACAUAGUAGUGAUCAUAACAACUAAGAAACUGAGAUGACGUUUAUGCGGGGUUUUAACACAGUUGUAACAUUGCCACAGCUACAAUUAAUGCACUGAAUAACAAUAAUGGUCAUAACACAUGUUUGAUGUACAGAUUUAACUAAUCUUUCCUUCAGGAUCUGGCCUUCCUUCGUCAAUAGUUAAUAGUUCAUUGUAGUCAACCUAAAAUAUUUGCAUUUAAAGUUGAGGCAGUCUCCUAAGUUUAUCCCAUCCACUGGGGACCAUUGUUUAACUUCAGGAGGCACAUUGGCAUGAGCACAGUAGUUCAGUUGGUUCCAUGGGCCUUCUUUCAUGUGAAAUCUUUGUCAGACCUAGCAUUUGGAUGUGUAACAACUCAGUAAAAUGUACCACAUAGUUCCGUAUUUAAAGCCAUACCUCUCUUUCAGUUUUUUGUUGUAUAAAUUUGCAGUCCAGUUCAGGGGACAAGGGAAAAUAUACAAAAAAAAGCAAGUUCCAACUACAAACAAGGCCCUUCAUUGAUACAUAGUCUCUAGUAUAGCAUUAUAGAGCUCUAUAAAGUUAAAUAGCUCAAGACUGAGUGAAACCUGUUUCACAGCAAGAUUUAGUGCAGGACUCAGUUAUGCAAUGGAAGUUAACAAACAAUAAAGUCAGACUGGUACGUGAACCCUGACUCUUCCCUUUUAUGGGUAGUAGCCGUAGUGAGUCAGCUAUCCAAACAUGACCUAUGAUCCAACUGGAAAGUAUGAACUACCAGUAGCUUUGUUUUACUUCCCAAAUUCUUUAGACAGUCUCUUGUAUGCCUUGCUCGGCUAACACCUCUGGGAGAAAGGAACUAGGAUAGGCACUAUUAGAUCAUCGUUCCUGGAUGCAUUGAGUGUCAUCUGUUAAUUUUUCAGUAAGAGCAUUGCUCAUGAAAGCUGGGAGUCUGGGCUGAAGUUUGUCUGGAUCACAGUUCAAUGUUGGGAAGCCUUAUAACUGUAUAUAUUCAGCUGCAGAGUGAAAAUUAAUCCAGGAAAUUUCACAAUGUAUGUUGCAGAGUAAUAUUGACCUUUUUGCGAAAGCUGGAAAGUAACUACUGAACAAAAGAGAUCAGAAAUCAAAGAUGACUGGUACAUACCUAAGUUGAACAGAUAUGGGCAUCUACCAUAAUAUGUUACAAACAGACGUGUGUUUUGACCAAUAUGCGUAAUGGCAAAUAGAAAAUGUUCCCCAUCCAUUCUCUCUUUGCCAGUUACUAAUUUACCCCAUUAAAACACCUUAAUGACCAUUGAUCCCUGUACCUCUGCAUUAACUUACCAUGCAAUCCUUUGGGUUUCUGUCCCGUGUUGCACAAUUACCAUUCAUGUGUUUAUUUUAAUGAGACUGUGAACUCGUGAGCAUUGUUGUACUUGGUAUUCACUUGAAAAUCUUUUUUUUAGAAAUCCUCAAUUAAUAUGAUUAAGCAGGUCUUGUCUGUACUGUCAAUACAGCAUCACUAAUUUGAUUUAAAAAAAUUCAACAGUUCUGCUGGAAAAGUUGGUAGUAAGUUACAAAUUUCCUUUGUUAUCCAUCAUUUAAUGGCUGCAUUUCAUACAUUUACUCCUCUGCCAUAGACUGAGGACAGCUUAUUAUUCCUCAAUUUUCAAUGGAGGUGGGAAUUAAAUGAGAAACCUUUCAUAUGUCAAGUUACUUGCCAUAUCUCAAACUUAUAUUUGUAUGAGACAGACCUAUAAUUACUGUGAAUUAUAUUGUUUGUUGGGAUUAUUACUUUCAUGAAGACUGGUGUUUCUGACAAGAAGAAUUAAGUUAAUUGUGAAAGUGUUCCUGAUUUAGCAUUACUUUGUUGACUUUAUUUAUUGUUUAAGUUUUAAAUUUAUCAAACAAGAAAUUACUCGUGUCCCUGACUUAGGGUGGGCAUCAUUUAUUAUUAUGUCGGGAAUUUAUGAUGUCUGGAAGUAUCCAAAAAAUUAUGGAAUAAUCAUCACAUGUUCUGUCUUAAAAGUUUCACAAUACAUUAAAAAGGAUGUGCUUCUGAUAAUUUUGACACAGUACAAUUCUUAAGAGAGGAUUUUCAGCUAUUACUGAUGAGUUUAUCUUAGAAAUUAAAAUUUGAAUUGAUGUGUGUUAAUGUGCUUGCUUCAUAAGGACAUAGCUUUUUGAAAACAUAAAAUAUUAGAUUAUUGCCCAAAUGAUGUGGUAAUAAUUUAGUCACUUCAGACACAAAUUAAUGUAACUAAUUGUUGAGAGUAAAAAUUGAAUGAUCAAGUAUUAAAAGCUUAAAGUAUAUUUAACUUGCUUGAUGUGGUACGUAUCUGAGCAGGUCGCGGUAAAGCUGAUACGAAGAAAAUUAUUGUGCUUUAGUAAGAAAGGAGCUACCAAAAUGGAUGUGUACCCUAAGUUGGGGAUUGCCUGUAAUUUCACUGAGGUAAAAACUGUUGAUCCAGAGUUUUAACUAGAGACUUAAAAGUAAUGAAGUAACAAUAGACUGUGAAUGUGCAGGGCACAGAAGUGAACAUGGCAUUGCAGUAAUGGUGAUAAGUGUGUGAUGUGUAGAUGUGUCUGUGUGAAAUUUUGUAACUGAAUUUGUGUAACUUUUACAUCUUUGAAUUCCUUUUUAAAAUUCUUAUUGUUAUAGAUGUUUCUUGUGUUAGAAAUGCUGCUGGUGUCUGAGCUGAGUGUGUCCAGAACAUUGUAGCAAGUGUCUCAAUAAAUUAUCGAUGGAAAAAUUAA
Schistocerca gregaria is the source of this 7876-nucleotide messenger RNA. Its product is annotated as serine-arginine protein 55-like. The coding region runs from base 197 to 1261 and encodes 354 amino acids. The record is from RefSeq and is a predicted model, not a curated record. The transcript is spliced from 11 exons. Gene Ontology annotation, cellular component: nucleus; cytoplasm; ribonucleoprotein complex. Gene Ontology annotation, biological process: alternative mRNA splicing, via spliceosome; mRNA splice site recognition. NCBI's taxonomy places the organism in Eukaryota, Metazoa, Arthropoda, Insecta, Orthoptera, Acrididae. Gene Ontology annotation, molecular function: mRNA binding.